AUGGAGCAAGCAGUGUUUGCAAACUUGGCCCCAGGCCAGCAGGACGCGCUGAAAAAGCUGAUGUCCCUGUUGGGCCCGGAGGGGUUACGAACUCUGUUGGACCAUAUCCAACAGAGAGUGAACGUGGCGACGCCACAUGCGUCAGCAGCCACGCUGCAAGGGGAGUCGUCUCGACCAAAACCACUCAUGGUGAGUGUCAAGUCCUUCGAAGGGAAGGAAGGUGAGAACCUCAUGCUGUGGAUACGCGAGGUUGAAAUGGCCAUGAGUUCGGCCUUGCUCCAAACUGAGCAGCAGCGCGUGGCGCUUGCGAUCUCUAAGCUCAGUGGGCGAGCGCGGGAAUGGGCUCUCACGAGCGGGUCGACG
Molecule: messenger RNA, 363 nt
Organism: Phytophthora megakarya
Lineage: Eukaryota; Oomycota; Peronosporomycetes; Peronosporales; Peronosporaceae
Source: the annotation of a GenBank genome assembly